This is a messenger RNA of Cicer arietinum (chickpea), 2546 nucleotides long. RefSeq names its product sulfate transporter 3.1-like. Lineage: Eukaryota; Viridiplantae; Streptophyta; Magnoliopsida; Fabales; Fabaceae. Gene Ontology annotation, molecular function: secondary active sulfate transmembrane transporter activity. Gene Ontology annotation, biological process: sulfate transmembrane transport. Gene Ontology annotation, cellular component: membrane. The record is from RefSeq and is a predicted model, not a curated record.
UCAUAACAACUUGCCAAUUCCUUCAUCCUUAUCCUCAUUAUUCUCAAUUCACCACUUACCCUUUUCUUUUACUAGUUAAUAAAACAUUUUUACAUUUGGCAACACAUGGACCCUGUAUAUAGUCCUAGUUUGCUAGCUACAACCAAUUAAAGCCUGUCAAUUAAAAUUAUAUAUAAAGUAUAGAUUAUACUCCCCUGCCAAAUAAAAGACAUAAUUUAGUGUUGUGUUAAGAAAUGAGUAAUAGAGACUAUGCUUGCCCAUCAUCAGCCAUGAACGUUGAGAGUGUGCAACGUGUGGUUAUACCACCACCUAAACCCUUCAUUGAGUCUUUCAAACACUCUAUGAAAGAGACUCUGUUCCAAGAUGACCCAUUGAAAAAGUUCAAGAACCAACCCACUUCAAAGAGGUUUGUGCUUGCACUUCAAUACUUUUUCCCCAUUUUGGAGUGGGCCCCACAUUAUACCCUUCAGUUUUUGAAAUCAGACCUUAUUGCUGGGAUCACCAUUGCUAGUUUGGCUAUUCCACAAGGGAUUAGUUACGCCAAGCUCGCCAACCUCCCUCCAAUUCUUGGACUUUAUUCGAGCGUUAUACCACCAAUUAUUUAUGCAAUGAUGGGUAGCUCGAGAGAUGUGGCGGUUGGAACUGUGGCGGUUGGAUCGCUUCUAAUAGGUUCAAUAUUGAGCCGUGAAGUUAAUCCAAAUGAAAACCCAACGCUUUAUCUCCACCUUGCUUUUACAGCUACAUUCUGUGCUGGACUUCUUCAAUUAUCACUAGGCCUCUUUAGGUUAGGGUUUAUUGUGGAUUUUCUAUCACAUGCAGCGAUAGUAGGAUUCAUGGGAGGAGCAGCCACUGUAGUUUGUCUGCAACAAUUAAAAGCGAUAUUUGGUCUUCAGCAUUUCACACGUGAAUCUGAUGUUGUGUCAGUUUUGCGUUCUGUUUUCACCCAAACUAGUCAGUGGAGGUGGGAAACCGCUGUCUUGGGAUUUUGCUUUCUUUUCUACCUCUUCCUCGCAAGAUACUUCAGCAAACGAAAACCGAAGUUAUUUUGGGUGUCAGCAAUGGCUCCAUUGACGUGUGUCAUAUUGGGAAGUCUAUUGGUUUAUUUCACUCAUGCCGAGAAGCACGGUGUUCAAGUGAUAGGAAAAUUGAAGAAGGGGAUAAAUCCACCUUCGGCAGCAGAUUUAGUGUUUGUGUCACCUUAUUUGGGCAUAGCCAUCAAAACUGGAUUUAUUACUGGUAUUAUAGCUCUUGCGGAAGGAAUAGCUGUAGGAAGAAGCUUUGCAAUGUGUAAGAAUUACUAUAUUGAUGGCAAUAAAGAGAUGUUGGCUAUGGGAACCAUGAAUAUUUUUGGUUCAUUAACCUCUUGCUACCUCACAACUGCACCAUUUUCGCGAACGGCUGUGAACUACAAUGCUGGAUGCAAGACUGCAGCAUCAAACCUUGUAAUGUCAAUAGCAGUAAUGUUGACAUUGUUAUUUCUAACACCCUUGUUCUAUUACACUCCUCUGGUGGUGCUAGCAUCCAUAAUUGUAUCAGCAAUGCUUGGACUCAUAGAUUUUCAAGCAGCUAUUCAUUUAUGGAAAAUUGACAAAUUUGACUUUUUAGUAUGCCUCAGUGCAUAUUUUGGAGUUGUCUUUGGCAGUGUUGAAAUUGGCUUAGGAAUAGCAGUUUCACUAUCUUUACUAAGAUUACUUUUAUUUGUUGCAAGGCCUAAAACAUUUGUUUUAGGAAACAUUCCAAAUUCUGCAGCAUACAGAAAUGUAGAACAUUAUCCAAAUGCACAUAAUAUUCCUGGAAUACUAAUUCUUGAAAUUGAUGCACCAAUUUACUUUGCCAAUUCAAGCUAUUUAAGAGAAAGAAUCACAAGGUGGAUUGAUGAGGAGGAAGAAAGAAUAAAAGAGGCAGGGCAGACCAGUUUGCAGUAUGUUAUAGUGGAUAUGACUGCUGUAGCAAACAUUGAUACAAGUGGAAUAAGUAUGCUUGAAGAGUUCAAGAAGUCGGUGGACCGAAAAGGGAUUCAACUUGUUUUGGUCAACACUGGAAGUGAGGUGACAAAGAAGCUGAACAAAUCAAAAUUCCUUGAUGAAAUAGGACAUAAAUGGGUUUAUGUGACAGUUGAAGAGGCUGUUGGAGUAUGCAGCUAUAUGAUCCAUACACACAAGUCAAACCCCAUGAGAGAUGAAUCAGAAGGUUUGAAUAGUGUGUGAGGAGAAGCUUUGUUUAUUAUUGAGUAUUCCACUUAGUUACUAAUUGCUUCCAUAACACUGUGGCAUGAGAGUUUCUAAAUUGUGCUGCAGAAGAUAUAGAUAGGCAUAGAGAGUGCAGGGGUAUUUUUAAAUAACUAUUAAUUUCACAAGUUUGUACCUUUAAUUAGAAGAUAGUUUUCAUUUCAACAUAGGAUGUUGAAUAUUUAUGUAUUUUGAUAAGUUAUUUUUAAAUGUAAAAUAGCUAUUAUGAAAUUGAAAAGGGUUGCUUGGGAAAUGCCUUUAGAGAUGAUAACAAUUCACAAGGUCUUUAUAAAGUAGAGAUCAUCCAUUUAUAAUUUA